AUGAAUCAAUACUUGGAGGAAGUGUCUCAGGUGCCAUAUUUCGAGUUGAGGCACCUUUUUUGUCCUGCUGAGGCAUCUACCACGCCAACCUCCGUCACCAGGUUACUGAACGGCAUCGCCAUCUCCGGUUGCGGUGAGUUCCCAGGACUUGUCGCCAUCCAAACUGCUGCAGGAACUGUAUGUACUGGAGUCAUCACAGGCCCCACUACCCUGUCUGUACCAAGCAACUGUGCUGUUUUCGUAGCCAACGCAGAUGUUGUGGCUCAGGAUGGAACCGUUGUCGCAACAGGCAUCACAGCAACCCCCGGCAGUAUUGGUGGUCCAGUAGAAGUGACCUUACCAACAGCUGUAGCAUCUGAUAGCUGCCCCGGCAUCGCCUGCGUCUACUCAAGCACCAUGGCCAACGACAUCCUCCUUAAUACCUGCAAGGUUGCUGCAGCCGGAUAUGCUGAUAAUGCCGGAACUACAACUCCUAACUUCGAGUAUCUGGAUAUCCCGUCUCUCCAGCCAACCGACACCUGCCAAGCCAAUCUUGAGGGCACCACCACAGCCUCUUUCUUUGAUUUCACGAACUCUGCCAUCACCUACAACUGCUUCUUCAGUGCUGGUGGUUCCACAUGCGCCGGCGACUUCGGUGGACCAAUUCAGUGUGACCUGACUUCCGGAGAACAAGUGGUGAUUGGGCAGGUAGAGAAUGGCGACUGUACAGCUGGCUCUGCUGUAGGGUUCUACAACCUCGAGACAGCGAGUGUUCGUGUGCUGGCCGUAGGCAUUGACCAAGUCCAGCUGGGAUGACCAUAUCGUAUCAACUGGUCUCUUGUUCCUUGACGAAUAAACGCUUGAACAUU
Messenger RNA from Haliotis rubra (blacklip abalone), 848 nucleotides. RefSeq lists its product as uncharacterized. Lineage: Eukaryota; Metazoa; Mollusca; Gastropoda; Lepetellida; Haliotidae. Bases 1 to 795 code for a protein of 264 amino acids. The record is from RefSeq and is a predicted model, not a curated record. Gene Ontology annotation, molecular function: serine-type endopeptidase activity. The transcript is spliced from 6 exons. Gene Ontology annotation, biological process: proteolysis.